AUGGGCCCGGUCACCCCGUGCGAUCAGACUGGAGUGCCAAACUCAGUGCUGACGCACCCACGCAAGCUGGGUGCCGAUGCCGUGCUGUCGGAGAAGCUGGUGGACGUUGACGCCGAACACGUCGCGCAGGAGCUGCGGCGCUGCUGGGGCCGGCGCGACCGCAGCGAGGGGGACGGCCCCAUCUGGUCUCGCACGAGCCACGGCGCCGUCGAGUUCGACUUCGAGGUCCCCGUGGAGGCUUCCUGGCGCUGGCAACGAGAUGAUUCCGAAAGCGGCGGCGCUGGCAAAAACGGAGGUUUGGGAGCAGUGCCACACAUACAUGGCGAAGUGAGGCUGAGACCGCCGACUUGUGUGACAUGCGCUGGGGAGGAGGAGGAGGAGGAAGAGUCAGGCGAGAAGCUGAGUGGCCGCACUUUGCUGGGGCUGCGUAUCGCCAGUGGCGAUCCUGCCCCGCGUCCAAUUUUCGAAGAGGGCCACCUCUUUUUCCAGCUUCCCCCGUGGCCUUCCAGCCUCAGGGCCAGGGGCCACUUCUCUAUUAUCACUCGGCCGUCGUGA
Messenger RNA from Prorocentrum cordatum, 555 nucleotides. The record is from the annotation of a GenBank genome assembly. Lineage: Eukaryota; Dinophyceae; Prorocentrales; Prorocentraceae.